AUGGAGCCCGAGCAGGGAUCUCACAUUCCCAUUGCCCCUCGGGGUAGCAUUCCACGCGUGUCACGGCUUCCUAUGCCACGUGCAGUCGCCUCCAGCGACAAUCUGAAACUGACCGUCCGGAACCCAGCGAUGCUGGGGAUUCACCAAGAUGACCUGCGCAAAACCUCAUAUCUCCCACGCCCAACGAUUCUCAAGGAGCCUCUAGGAGAGGCCAUCAAUCAAUCAAUUCGCUCGCGUUACGGGUGGAGUGACAAUCCUGUGAAAGAGAGAAGCACGUCUCCAGUACGAGACGCCCUUCGCGACGCUCAAGGCACCAGUCUCGAGACCACACCACCUGCUUCAAUUCCCGAUCCCCCCUUUUUCGAGGAUGGCAACGAGAAUCCCACUGUUGGCAAGAAGGAUGAUGGCGCACAAGAACAUAAGGAGAAGAAGAGACCUCGACCGUCCUUGUCCGAGAGAACUAUGGAAACACUCGCACAAGUUUCGCCCUGUCCAACGCCUCAAAGAAGGACGAGUCUAUUUGGUAACGACAGCAAGAUGCCUCCACCAUUGCGACCAGCGUCAAGUAUGCGAGAAUCUCGACCGACAACCCCAAAAGCCUCCCGGUCAGAUUCGCCGACGAGACGACCAUUUCGUCCCCCCGGGAGGAUCUCGCCUACGAAAGACAUGGUCGCUCUACCCCCUGUGAUCUCUCCAGAUGAUAUUUACACGCCCCCCAGAGCCUUUGUCAGAGGGCAGCGCUCCAGGAUCGGAAAACCUCUUCAAGGACCAAGAAGAUCCAUCAGUUCUACUCUUGAGGCUCGGUCACAGGAUGCUGGCGCUGAACUUCCAAUGAAAUUUUCGGCCCAGACCGUGAAGAUAAAGCGAUCUCAAGGGGGUAAAACCAGUAUGGCCGAGAAACCAUCACUAAGACCAUCACUAUCCUCCAUAUUCCAGGAUCGUUCAUCCAAGAAGGAAUCCGGUGGCAGCCUUGUUCCCUCUAUUACUGAUACUCGCCCAAUUCUGCUCAAGCCACGGCCGAGAGGGGAGCCUACAAUAGCAUCUUCGACAUCGCCUUCAGCACUUUCGAAGAAAACCAAGCCUACUACGGCCACAGAGCGAGACCAGCGUGUUGCAACGGCCCAAGGCUCACACACAACCAGCUCACCCAAGUCGUCGGCAGCUCUGCGAGAGGCAGUCGCAAAAGCCAAGGCUGCCAGGAGAAUCGCCCUCGUUGACUCUGGAUCCCCCCACACCACGCCUGUCUACCCUUCAGGGAGUCCGGCCUUUGUACCUGCAUCCAGCAACACUGAGCUAACGACCGCUAGCGACAACAACGGGUUGCUACAAAAGCGUAUCCAGCAAGCGUCAACCACCGGCCAACUGAGCAUCGCGGGAAUGAAUUUGAAGCGAAUACCGGCAGAAGUUAUGAAAAUUUACGAUGCGGACAACAGCACGAUCAAUUGGUUUGAGAUGGUGGACAUGGUCAAACUGAAUGCUGCGGAUAAUGAAAUUGACGAGUUGGAGGACCAUUUUUUUCCGGAUUACACGGCGUCGGAGUUGGCGGAUGAUGAUGAGAAAAGUAAUAUGUUCGGAGGGCUUCAGCUCAUUGACUUGUACAGAAAUCAUCUCCAUCAAUUGCCUAUAGGCAUGAGACGGCUGGAAAAAUUGCAAACCCUUAAUCUGAGCAACAAUAGACUCACGAAGGACGCCGUUGAUAUUGCCUGUCAGAUUCCUCAAUUGAGGGAACUCAUGAUUGGCGAAAACCUUAUCGAUGGAGCACUGAGUUUCAACGGUAACCACUUGAAGCAACUUCAAGUCCUGGAUCUGCAUGGCAAUCAAAUCGAGCGAUUGAAUGGGGACGGAUUGUCUCAGCUGAGAAGCCUUAAGGUUCUGAAUGUUGCCGGCAACAAGCUCACAAUGCUCCCUUGGGAGCUGCUCUCAACCUUGCCGCUCACAGAACUAAACAUCUCAAACAAUCAAUUGUCUGGCAUACUCUUCAAAGGCACGUCACCCUUACAGAGAUUACGCAGACUCGAUGCUUCUCACAACAAACUCGAAGGAGUUUCCGAAGCCGAACUCGAGCUGCCCGAUCUACGGUCGCUUGUCUUGGACGGUAACAGAAUAUCUGAGCUACCCGACUUGACAAGAUGCAAGGAGCUGCAAAUACUGGGAGUGGCAGAGAACCAGUUGAACGACAUACCGCCAACCCUUGUGCGUUUAGAGUCUCUAAAGAGCGCUGAUUUUGGACACAACAACAUCCGGCUCAUCAAUCCCGGAGUAGCAAGCAUGAAGAGUCUUUCAAGUCUCAAUUUAGCGGGGAACCCUCUUCGCGAGAAGAAAUAUAUCACAAUGACCACAACGGACCUAAAGAUGGAUCUCAACAAGAAAUUGGCCACCACUCCGACUGAGACAGAGCCCUCGGAUGCUGCCAGGAUCGCCGGAUCUUCAAAUCAUAGCUACCGUUACAAACCUUCGGGCGGUAUCUUGGACCUAUCUUCACAGUCCCUCACAGCGAUCUCCCCUGAAGCAAUCAACCUUUGCGAUUCAGAAGCGCCAAUACAUACCUUGAAACUGUCGAACAACGAACUCUCUGAAUUCCCCACUACACUGCUCUCUCAUCCGGCUCUGAAGUACUCAUUGCAGUCUUUAGACCUCAGCCAUAACCCUCUUCUUCAUCCGACCGACUACCUCGGCUGUGAGCUUUUCCUUCCAAAUCUCAAGUCUUUGUACAUUGUGAGCACCGGCCUUACCUCACUCGAUGCAUUGACAACCUAUCUGAAAGCACCAUGCCUAAGGGAGUUGAAUAUCUCAUGCCACCGGCUGACAGGCAGAGUGCCAUGGGUACGUGCAUGGUGGCCUAGUUGCCACACAUUGCUUGCCACAGACAACUGGUUCACUAGCGUCGAAGUGGAAGGAGUACGGGGCUUGGAGGUCUUGGACAUUCGCAAUAACGAAAUUGAGAGUCUCCCACCAAAGAUCGGAUUCCUUGGAAGUCUGUCGGGCACCGCAAAAGCACCUGGCAGAUUAAGAGUGUUGGAAGUUAGUGGUAACAAAUUCCGGGUUCCGAGGUUAUCAGUCAUUGAGAAGGGAACAGAGGCGGUUUUAAAAGAUUUGAGGCGGAUGGUCCCUGAACAAGAGGUACCUGAGGAAUGGCAAGACAUCAUUUGA
Messenger RNA from Capronia epimyces CBS 606.96, 3150 nucleotides. RefSeq lists its product as uncharacterized. Gene Ontology annotation, molecular function: protein binding. The coding region runs from base 1 to 3150 and encodes 1049 amino acids. The transcript has a single exon. The record is from RefSeq and is a predicted model, not a curated record. Lineage: Eukaryota; Fungi; Ascomycota; Eurotiomycetes; Chaetothyriales; Herpotrichiellaceae.